GCAAGCUCGCAGCAGGCCCGCAGAGCCAGUCUCCUCCGCGCAGCAGCCCGUUCAUCGGCGUCGUCCGUCAGCUAGUCGAAGCGCGAGAGGGCGAUGAGCCAGCCGCGGCGCCGCUGCCCACGAUAAGCCGCGACUCCGCAAGCCCGCAGCGCCGCGUCACCGUCGCCGCCAGCGCGCGCGCGCGCGCUUUGUCUGGCCAGUCCGCGCCUCUCGGGCCGCGCCGCCGCUCCUCGUCCCCCUGGCCGUCGCUCGCCGGCAAGGCCGCGCGAUGAGUGCUCGAUCGGGCGCGCCGGUCGCCAGUGAUGCAGUCGACGGCCGCCGCAGCUGGCAGCCCCCCCGCCGCCGCCGCCGCCGAGUCGCCGCCGCUCAUCCGCAGGUAAGAGCGAUCCCAAGCGAGACGUCAUGCCGAGGGUCCGGCGUGAAUCCAUUCGGCGAAAGUCCAGGCAGAAAGCCCGAAAGCCCACGAGGGAAGCUAAUGAAGAUGCAGUCCAGGAUGUCUAGCCCAGCAGCAACAGCAGCAACAGCAGCAACAGCAGCAGCAGCAGCAGUAACGGCUCACGCACAGAUGCCGAUCCAGAGGCAGACGGCCAGGCAGCCAGGCAGCCGGCUGGUGCGGCUGGCGCUGCUCGCGGCGACGCUGACGGCCGCGCUCGGCCAGGCCGCGGCGGCGUUCUGCCCGGCUGGCUGCGACUGCGACGACGAGACGCUGGUGGUGUCGUGCAGCAACGCCAAGCUCGACGUGAUCCCGAUCGCGCUGAACCCCAGCAUCCAGCGGAUCAACCUCGGCGGCAACCUGAUCAAGACCGUGGACGCGGCGGCGUUCCAGUUCUACGGCGACCUGCGCAUCGUGAACCUGUCGGUGAACCACCUGCUGAGCAUCCCCGACCUGAGCUUCGAGGCGCAGAAGCAGCUCGUGGAGCUGCACCUGCAGAGCAACAAGAUCUCGGCGCUGAGCGAGCGCACCUUCCACGGGCUGCGCUCGCUGACGGUGCUGAACCUGCGCAACAACUACCUGGAGGGCCUGGGCCAGGGCCUGUUCGCCGCGCUGGACCGGCUCGAGGAGCUGGACCUCGGCGAGAACCGCAUCUCGAGCGUGGACCCGGACGCGUUCCAGAAGCUGGGCGCGCUGCGCGUGCUCUACCUGGACGACAACCAGCUGCAGAGCAUCCCCUCGGCGGCGCUGGGCCCGCUGAACGCCCUCGCCGAGCUGCACAUCGGCCUGAACGCCUUCACCGCGCUGCCCGACGACGCCUUCCGCGGGCUCGAGCGCCUGGCCGUGCUGGACGUGGCCUCGGCCGGCCUGGACAACAUCAGCCUGGAGGCGUUCCGCGGGCUGGCGGCGCUGCGCAGCCUGCGCCUCAACGACAACAGCCUGCGCGAGGUGCCCACGCGCCAGCUGGCGCGGCUGGCGCGCCUCGAGGAGCUCUGGCUCGGGCAGAACUCGUUCGCGGCGCUGCGCGCCGGCUCGUUCAAGGGCCUGCUCAACCUCAAGAAGCUGGACGUCUCGGGGGCGAAGCUGCUGAGCGCGGUGCGCCGCGGGGCCUUCUCGGACAACGCCAACCUGGAGACGCUCAGCCUGAACAGCAACAAGCGCCUGGCCACGCUAGAGGACGGCGCGCUGGCGGGCCUGCCCAACCUGCGCUACCUCUACCUGCGCGACAACAACUUCGCCGGCUUCAGCGAGUCGCUGCUCGCCUGGACGGAGCUGCGCCACCUCAACCUCAGCGAGAACCCGCUCGUCUGCGACUGCGGCGUGCUCUGGCUGAGCGAGGUGCUGGCCUCGCGCAACUUCAGCCCGGUCAACUGCGCGGAGCCGCCCGAGCUCAAGGACAAGUCGCUGCGCGGCAUGCGCCCCGAGCGCCUCGGCUGCGCCUUCUCCGACCCGAAGAAGCAGGCGCUGCUGGCCACGCUGGCCGCCGCGGGCCUGGCGGCGGCCGCGGGGGCGGCCUUCGUGCUCUACUACCGCUGCAGGCGGCGCGUGCGCGACGCCUUCAAGGACCUCGAAUGGAAGAACCGCGCCAUCUCGCGCAAGGAGCACGAGUACCAGAAGACCUUCAGCGAGGACGAGUACGUGGUACGGGCGGCGGCCGCGGGGCCUCAGCCGCUGCGGCUACAGGCGCACGCGCACGCCCACCAGCAGCAGCUGGCCGCCGUCCACCAGCAGCAGCAGCAGCAGCACCACCACCACCACCACCAGCAGCAGCAGCAGCAGCAGCACCACCACCACCAUCACCAUCAGCAGCAGCAGCACCCGCACCAGCAGUUCCCGCACCCGCAGCAGCAGCACCCGCACCCUCACGCGCACCAGCAGCAGCUGGCCUCCUCCGCGGGCCUCAAGCCCGUGCCCGUCACGGAGCUGUAGCUAGAGCUUCGCGCGGCGAGCCCCGGCAACGGCGGCCAGCCGCAGGCCGGCGGGGUCUGGUUUCUGCCGCACGGCGGGAGCGGCGGCACGCCCACCGAGGGCUUCGCCUACCUCGACAGCGACGGCGCGCGCC
Molecule: messenger RNA, 2495 nt
Organism: Phymastichus coffea
Lineage: Eukaryota; Metazoa; Arthropoda; Insecta; Hymenoptera; Eulophidae
Product: chondroadherin-like protein
Exons: 4
Coding region: 269-2362 (697 amino acids)
Cellular component (GO): extracellular matrix
Molecular function (GO): protein binding
Source: RefSeq, a predicted model, not a curated record